This is a messenger RNA of Fusarium vanettenii 77-13-4, 4249 nucleotides long. RefSeq lists its product as uncharacterized. NCBI's taxonomy places the organism in Eukaryota, Fungi, Ascomycota, Sordariomycetes, Hypocreales, Nectriaceae. The transcript has 3 exons. The record is from RefSeq and is a predicted model, not a curated record. Gene Ontology annotation, molecular function: ABC-type transporter activity; ATP binding; ATP hydrolysis activity. Gene Ontology annotation, biological process: transmembrane transport. Gene Ontology annotation, cellular component: membrane. The coding region runs from base 1 to 4173 and encodes 1390 amino acids.
AUGAACGAACUCGAAAACAAGGAUUCUUCCGACUGGGCUUUGAAGCCCAAGGUGGCCGCUUUCAAGGAACGCGACAGAUCAUCUGGAUUCCCCGACCGAGAACUUGGAGUCACUUGGCAAAAACUCAACGUCGAAGUCGUCACGGCCGAUGCCGCCAUUCACGAGAACGUCGUCUCCCAGUUCAACAUCCCGAAGCUUGUCAAAGAGUCCCGACACAAGCCGCCUUUGAAGACCAUCCUCGACAACAGCCAUGGAUGUGUCAAGCCUGGAGAGAUGCUCCUCGUUCUUGGUCGACCUGGCUCUGGAUGUACAACCCUUCUUAACAUGAUUGCCAACCACCGACGAGGUUAUGCCUCUGUUUCUGGUGAUGUUCAUUACGGAUCCAUGACAGCUGAGGAGGCCAAGACCUACAGAGGCCAGAUCGUGAUGAACACAGAGGAGGAGCUGUUCUUCCCGUCCCUUACUGUUGGACAAACAAUGGAUUUCGCGACCCGGCUCAAGGUACCCUUCCAGCUCCCCGACGGAGUGACAUCCGCCGAGGAGAUGAGGGUUGAGACACGCGACUUCCUUCUUCAAUCCAUGGGCAUUGAGCACACCCACGACACCAAGGUCGGUAACGCCUUCAUCCGAGGUGUUUCUGGUGGUGAACGUAAGCGAGUUUCCAUCAUCGAGACCUUGACCACUCGGGGUUCGGUGUUUUGCUGGGAUAACUCUACCCGCGGUCUGGAUGCUAGCACAGCUCUUGAGUACACCAAGGCUAUCCGAGCGAUGACUGACGUCCUCGGUCUGGCUUCCAUCGUCACCCUCUACCAAGCUGGUAACGGUAUCUAUGACUUGUUUGACAAGGUCUUGGUCUUGGAUGAAGGAAAGGAGGUCUACUAUGGCCCUCUGAAGGAGGCUCGACCUUUCAUGGAGAGCAUGGGUUUCAUCUGCCAGCAUGGUGCCAACGUCGCUGACUACCUCACUGGUGUCACUGUCCCAACCGAGCGAGAUGUUCGCCCCGAGUUUGAGAACCGGUUCCCACGAAACGCAGACAUGCUUCGGGUCGAGUACGAAAAGUCACCCAUCUAUGAGCGCAUGAUUGCCGAGUAUGACUACCCAACAACAGAUGCCGCCAAAGAGAGGACAAGACUAUUCAAGGAGGGUGUUCGCCAAGAGAAGGAUAAGAAGCUGGGCGACAAGGAUCCCAUGACCGUUGGCUUCGUCCAGCAGGUCAAGGCUUGUGUCCAGCGCCAGUAUCAGAUCCUUCUUGGAGACAAGGCCACCUUCAUCAUCAAGCAGGUGUCUACCAUCAUCCAAGCCCUCAUCGCCGGUUCUCUGUUCUACAACGCCCCCAACACUUCUGGUGGUCUGUUCAUCAAGUCUGGUGCCUGUUUCUUCGCCAUCCUGUUCAACUCUCUCCUGUCCAUGUCUGAAGUUACCGACUCCUUUACUGGUCGUCCGGUACUUCUCAAGCACAAGUCGUUUGCCUUUUUCCAUCCCGCUGCCUUCUGUAUCGCCCAGAUCACGGCUGAUAUCCCGGUUAUUCUGUUCCAAGUCUCGACGUUUUCCAUCAUCCUGUACUUUAUGGUUGGCCUGACGUCGACUGCUGGAGCCUUCUUUACAUUCUGGGUUAUCUUGGUUGCCAUCACCAUGUGUGUGACUGCUCUUUUCAGAGCUGUUGGUGCCGGAUUCAGCACCUUUGAUGGUGCCUCUAAGGUUUCCGGUCUCCUCAUCUCGGCAACCAUCAUCUACUCCGGUUAUAUGAUUCAGAAACCCCAGAUGCACCCUUGGUUUGUCUGGAUCUUCUGGAUCAACCCCAUGGCCUAUGGCUUUGAUGCACUCCUUUCCAAUGAGUUCCACGACAAGAUCAUUCCUUGUGUCGGACCCAACCUUGUUCCCAGCGGACCUAGCUUCAACAACGCCGACCACCAGGCCUGUGCUGGCGUGGGCGGAGCACGACCCGGCCAGAACUUUGUUACCGGCGAUGACUACUUGGCAUCUCUAUCAUAUGGUCACUCUCACCUGUGGAGGAACUUUGGCAUUGUCUGGGCUUGGUGGGCUCUCUUUGUUGCCCUCACAGUCAUCGCGACCUCGAAGUGGCAUAACGCUUCCGAGGAUGGCCCCAGUCUGCUCAUUCCCCGAGAGAAUGCCCAUGUCACCGCUGCGCUCCGCCAGACCGAUGAGGAGGGUCAAGUCAGUGAGAAGAAGGCUGUGAGCAACCGAGAGGGUGGUGUCACCGAGGAUGCAGACAGCAACUCGGAUCGAGAGGGUCUUGUUCGCAACACCUCUGUCUUUACAUGGAAGAACCUCACAUACGUCGUCAAAACACCCUCUGGAGACCGCACUUUGCUGGAUAAUGUUCAAGGUUGGGUCAAGCCCGGCAUGCUGGGCGCCCUGAUGGGAGCCUCUGGAGCUGGAAAGACUACCCUUCUGGACGUUCUGGCUCAACGCAAGACUGAGGGAACCAUUCACGGCUCCAUCAUGGUUGACGGCCGACCCCUGCCUGUUUCCUUCCAACGAUCUGCCGGCUAUUGUGAACAACUGGAUGUCCACGAACCCUUUGCUACUGUUCGCGAGGCUCUCGAGUUCUCUGCCCUCCUGCGACAAAGCCGUGACACGCCCCGCGAGGAGAAGCUCAAGUACGUGGAUACCAUCAUUGACCUUCUGGAACUCCACGAUCUUGCGGAUACCCUUAUCGGCGAGGUUGGUGCUGGCCUGAGUGUCGAGCAGCGCAAGCGUGUCACCAUUGGUGUCGAACUGGUUUCCAAGCCUAGCAUUCUUAUCUUCCUCGAUGAGCCUACUUCUGGUCUUGAUGGCCAGUCUGCUUACAACACUGUCCGUUUCUUGCGCAAGCUGGCUGGCGUUGGCCAAGCUGUUCUCGUCACCAUCCACCAGCCUUCCGCCCAGCUCUUUGCCCAGUUUGAUACCCUCCUUCUGCUUGCCAAGGGUGGUAAGACUGUCUACUUUGGCGAUAUUGGUGACCAUGCCAAGACGGUUCGAGAGUACUUUGGCCGCUACGGAGCUCCUUGCCCCCAGGAUGUCAACCCUGCUGAGCAUAUGAUUGAUGUCGUCUCUGGACACUUGUCCCAAGGCAAAGACUGGAACCAGGUCUGGCUGUCUUCUCCUGAGCACGAGGCUGUCGAAAAGGAACUUGACCACAUCAUCUCGGACGCCGCUUCCAAACCCCCUGGAACUGUUGACGACGGAAACGAGUUCGCUACCAGUCUAUUGGAGCAGAUCAGGCUUGUUUCCCAGCGCAUGAACCUGUCUCUGUACCGCAACACCGACUACAUCAACAACAAGAUUCUUCUGCACAUCACUUCGGCUCUGUUCAACGGUUUCACUUUCUGGAACAUUGGAUCUUCCGUUGGUGAGCUUCAGCUCAAGCUAUUUACCGUUUUCAACUUUAUCUUCGUCGCUCCUGGUGUCAUGGCCCAACUUCAGCCUCUGUUCAUCCAUCGACGCGACAUCUUUGAGACGCGAGAGAAGAAGUCCAAGAUGUACUCGUGGAUUGCCUUUGUUACGGGCUUGAUCGUUUCUGAAGUCCCCUACCUCGUGCUUUGCGCCGUUUUCUACUAUGUCUGCUGGUACUACACUGUUGGCUUCCCGAAUGAUUCUUCCCGCGCUGGAUCAACCUUUUUCGUCAUGCUCAUGUAUGAGUUUGUCUACACUGGUAUCGGCCAGUUUGUCGCCGCCUACGCGCCUAACGAGGUUUUCGCUUCUUUGGUCAACCCCCUCAUCCUGGGUAUCCUUGUCUCUUUCUGUGGUGUGCUGGUGCCUUAUCAGCAGAUUCAGGUAUUCUGGCGAUACUGGAUUUACUGGCUCAACCCCUUCAACUACCUUAUGGGCAGCAUGCUUGUCUUUGACAUCUGGGGCAGCGACAUCAAGUGCUCUGACAAGGAGUUUGCUCGCUUCGACCCUCCCAACGGCACAACCUGCGGCGAGUAUCUGGAGGAUUACCUCGGCCAGGGCCUGGGUAUGAUCAGCAACCUCGUCAACCCGGACGCGACGUCCGAGUGCAAGGUGUGCUCUUACACCAAGGGCGAGGACUACCUCCGAACCCUUAACCUGAAGGAGUACUACUAUGGCUGGCGGGAUGCGGCCAUUGUUGUCAUCUUUGCUCUCAGCUCGUACGCUUUGGUGUACGUUCUGAUGAAGCUCCGUACAAAGACCUCUAAGAAGGCUGAGUAAAGGGAACCUACUAGGCCCUAAAUAACAUAAUUUUCGUUCAUAGAAGGAUAGACUAGACAUUAGACUGGGUUCCGUC